CAACAAAUGAACAAUUCAUGUAGACGUGUAUGGCAAAACGUCAUUGAUCAUAUACAUUUCUAAAUAGAUAUUAAUUCGAAAAGGGAUUAUUAUUUGUUCCACCAUCAUCUGUAUUGAGUUUAUGUUACUGAACGCAAAACAGUGUGCAGAAAAAAAAUAUCGUCAUGGAGCACACAAAACCAAUAAGAAAUGCAAAGCCCACCGUUAGCGUGAAACCAACGAUAAAAUUAAGUGAACUAAAUUUAACACCAGUUUAUAUUGCACUCUUUGUGGUACUCAUUUCGAUUGUACUAUUCUUUUUGUGGAAAAAGAAAUCUCAAAAACGCACCGACCUUUUGUUGACUGGACUGUGUGAAUCUGGUAAAACGUUACUGUUUUCCCAGUUGGUGCACAAUACAGCCAGUGAAACAUUCACAUCAAUCGCUGAAAACGUUGGCGAAUAUGUAGCCGAGGGCAGUGGCAAAUCGCUUCGUGUCAUUGACAUCCCGGGCCAUGAACGUUUGCGUGGCCGAUUCUUUGAUCAAUACAAAAAUACGGCAAAAGGGAUCGUGUUUUUGGUCGAUAGUGUCACCGUGCAGAAGGAUAUUCGAGAUGUGGCUGACUAUCUUUACACCGUGUUGGCCGAUCCAAGCGUCGCAUUUGUGCCAGUAUUGAUCACUUGCAACAAACAAGAUGAAACAUUUGCCAAAGGCAGUUCUGUGGUGAAACCAUUGCUCGAGAAGGAAUUGAAUUUGGUGCGAAACACACGACAAAAUCAACUUCAAUCGGUGGACAAUUCCACAUCGGACGUGGUUUUCCUUGGCAAACAGGGUAAAGACUUUGAAUUCGUUCACCUUUCACAAUCCGUUGAAGUCAUUGAAUGUUCCGGCAGAGAAAAUGAUGUUAAAAGCCUCAAACGGUGGUUGAAAAGCUUAAAUUAGAAAUCGAAAAGAAACAGAGAGAAACAAAUAAACAAACCCACUCAAGUU
This is a messenger RNA of Sitodiplosis mosellana (orange wheat blossom midge), 968 nucleotides long. RefSeq names its product signal recognition particle receptor subunit beta (gene SrpRbeta). Lineage: Eukaryota; Metazoa; Arthropoda; Insecta; Diptera; Cecidomyiidae. The coding region runs from base 165 to 920 and encodes 251 amino acids. The transcript has 4 exons. The record is from RefSeq and is a predicted model, not a curated record.